CUGUUAAUGCAUGACUUUGCCCUAUUACAUAACAUGUAACAUUGCUUAACAAUGUUGACACCCAGGAAGUGACAUCAUUUGGAUCUUUUUACAGCAUGGCAUGAAGACAAGUAAAAAAAAUAAUAAUACAGAUAUAAUUGUGUAAACUGCAUUCAUCAAACUGAACUAUUCAACCCUGUUAAGUUACUAUAAGAAGAAAAUCUAACAACAUCUUCACAAGUUUAUCAAUAGCCAAAAACCAACAAUUGGUUCCCAUCUGGUUAGACCCUCCUGAGUGAUAAUUUAGGCCCGAUUAUGUAACCUGUUCAUGGACAGUGCCAUCUAAAUCACAAGUCUGCCAAAAUUUGCUCUAACAUUAAAGGGAAGUAUUUAAACAAGUGGAAAAAUAACUUGGUAAGCAUGAUAACGAUGCUUUCUUUCUCUCCUUGUCUUGGAAAACAGGCAGGUUGGUCACAACUGAUGUAAAGAUAACCCUGUCUAUGCAGUAAGUGUCACUGUUAUCUCGUCUGUAGUUUUAUGCCCACAUUUAUGACUGUAGCCUGCUGUCCACGCCCUCUCGCUCUCAGUCGCAGCCAUCCAGAUCCUGCUGUACAUUGAGAGGAGAAGCAACACAACGCAUACAGGGACUCACAGGUUUUUGAUAAUGGAGAAAGACUACUCACCCCCGCAUUAUUCUAGUCCUCAUAUGGACCAGACAGGCAUAAACUACCCUGGGCAGCAGGCAGCAUACCCAUCUCAAGCAGGUCCACAAGCUGCACCUUCCCAGCCACCUCCAUAUGGGUUUGGGUAUCCAACCAUCACUAUCCAGCCCACGAUGGUCCCUAUAGUUGCCCAGAUGGCGGUCGUGAAUCUCACUGAUAUGCCAGGCCGCAUUACCUGUCCUCACUGCAUGACGGACAUCAUCACGGAAAUCGAAUAUAUGAAUGGAUUGCUCACCUGGUUAAUCUUCGGAAGCCUUGUGAUUUUUGUGUGCUGGCUCUGUUGUUGCAUCCCGUUCUGUGUGGACGCAUGCAAGGAUGUGAAACACACCUGUCCAAAUUGCAAGAACAUAAUCCACAUUUACAAACGUUUGUAGCACAUGCUGCACCAGAGAACAUGAUGAAACCAUCAAAAAACUGAGAACUCCUUGCCCAGAAAUAAAUUUUUGCAUUAUGUUACCCUAUUACAAAGUUUUGGUGACCGAAGAUAUGUCUUUUGUUCUUCUGUACACAACUACUACAAAGUCUAUUAACUUACCUUUUGUUGCAAUAUCUCUAUCCAAUCCAUUCGUAUAUUUCAUAUGGGAGUUAAUGAGUUUAUAUUUUGAAAUCCUGUAGAACAGAUGCAUAGAUUAAAUCACAACCUGACAAAUGUGUAGAACAAUAGUUUAGACAGAUAUUUCUAGUAAUAGAAUUACACUUUCUCUGGAAGGAUGCCGCAUGCUUUCC
Molecule: messenger RNA, 1427 nt
Organism: Sinocyclocheilus rhinocerous
Lineage: Eukaryota; Metazoa; Chordata; Actinopteri; Cypriniformes; Cyprinidae
Product: lipopolysaccharide-induced tumor necrosis factor-alpha factor homolog
Exons: 5
Coding region: 644-1075 (143 amino acids)
Cellular component (GO): nucleus; cytoplasmic side of late endosome membrane; cytoplasmic side of lysosomal membrane
Molecular function (GO): zinc ion binding
Source: RefSeq, a predicted model, not a curated record